Messenger RNA from Balaenoptera ricei (Rice's whale), 4401 nucleotides. RefSeq names its product low density lipoprotein receptor (gene LDLR). NCBI's taxonomy places the organism in Eukaryota, Metazoa, Chordata, Mammalia, Artiodactyla, Balaenopteridae. The coding region runs from base 159 to 2696 and encodes 845 amino acids. The record is from RefSeq and is a predicted model, not a curated record. Gene Ontology annotation, molecular function: protein binding; calcium ion binding. The transcript has 18 exons.
UGCAAACUCCUCCCUCUACGGGAAACCUCACAUUGAAAUGCUGCAAAUAACUGGGGCCCCGCGUGCAGUCGCGUCAGGGCCGCGCGAAGCCCGGGUUUCCAGAGCGGACACAGAGGACAGCAGCCCGGCCCGGGGCGUGACAGGCAGAGGCUGGGAACAUGAGGCUCGCGGGCUGCGGGCUGCGCUGGGCCGUCGCCCUGCUCAUCGCUGCGACGGCGGGUGCAGUGGAAGACAAAUGUGGGAGAAAUGAGUUCCAGUGCCGAGAUGGGAAAUGCAUCUCCUACAAGUGGGUUUGCGACGGGAGCGCUGAGUGCCAGGACGGCUCCGAUGAGUCCCAGGAGAUGUGCAUGUCUGUCACCUGCAAGACGGGGGACUUCAGCUGUGGGGGUCAUGUCAACCGCUGCAUUCCUGAGUCCUGGAGAUGCGACGGCCAGCUGGACUGCGAGAACGGCUCAGACGAGGAAAGCUGUCCCCCCAAGACGUGCUCCCAGGACGAGUUCCGCUGCAAUGACGGCAAGUGCAUCGCCCCGAAGUUCGUCUGCGACUCGGACCUGGACUGCUUAGACGGCUCAGACGAGGUGUCCUGCCCCGUGCCCACCUGCGGCCCUGCCAGCUUCCAGUGCAACAGCACCACUUGCAUCCCCGAGCUCUGGGCCUGCGACGGCGACCCCGACUGCGAAGACGGCUCGGACGAGUGGCCGCAGCACUGUGGGGACCCCCAGCCGUCGGUCCCCGCAUGGGACAACAACCCCUGCUCAGCUCUCGAGUUCCACUGCCGCAGCGGCGAAUGCAUCCACUCCAGCUGGCACUGCGACCACGACCCCGACUGCAAGGACAAGUCUGACGAGGAGAACUGUGCCGUGGCCACCUGCCGGCCUGACGAGUUCCAGUGCUCGGAUGGGACCUGCAUCCACGGCAGCCGGCAGUGCGACAGGGAGUAUGAUUGUAAGGACCUGAGCGACGAGCUGGGCUGCAUCAAUGUGACUCUGUGUGAGGGACCCAACAAGUUCAAGUGCCAAAGCGGCGAGUGCAUCUCCCUGGACAAAGUGUGCAACUCAGUCAGGGACUGCCGGGACUGGUCGGAUGAACCCCUCAAGGAGUGCGGGACCAACGAGUGUCUGGACAACAAGGGCGGCUGCUCCCACAUCUGCAACGACCUCAAGAUCGGCUAUGAGUGCCUGUGUCCUGAGGGUUUCCGGCUGGUGGACAAGCACAGAUGUGAAGAUAUCGAUGAGUGUCAGGACCCCGACGCCUGCAGCCAGCUCUGCGUGAACCUCGAGGGCAGCUACAAGUGCCAGUGUGAGGAGGGCUUCCAGCUGGAGCCCCUCACCAAGGCCUGCAAGGCCGUGGGCACCAUCGCCUACCUCUUCUUCACCAACCGCCACGAAGUGAGGAAGAUGACUCUGGACCGCAGCGAGUACGCCAGCCUCAUCCCCAACCUGAAGAACGUGGUCGCCCUGGACACGGAGGUGGCCAGCAACAGAAUCUACUGGUCUGACCUGUCCCAGAAGAAGAUCUACAGCGCCCAGAUCAACAGAGCCCCCAGCUUCUCUUCCUACGACACUGUCAUCAGCGAGGAUCUCCAGGCCCCCGACGGGCUGGCAGUGGAUUGGAUCCACAGCAACAUAUACUGGACGGACUCCAUCCUGGGCACCGUGUCAGUGGCCGACACCAAGGGUGUGAAGAGGAAGACGCUCUUCCAAGAGGAAGGCUCCAAGCCACGGGCCAUCGUGGUGGAUCCCGUCCACGGCUUCAUGUACUGGACGGACUGGGGAACCCCCGCCAAGAUCAAGAAGGGGGGCCUGAAUGGCGUGGACGUUUACUCGCUGGUGACGGAGGACAUCCAGUGGCCCAAUGGCAUCACCCUGGAUCUUUCCAGCGGCCGCCUGUACUGGGUCGACUCCAAGCUGCACUCCAUCUCCAGCAUUGAUGUCACCGGGGGCAACCGGAAGACCGUGCUGGAGGACGAGAAGAAGCUGGCGCACCCCUUCUCCUUGGCCAUCUUUGAGGAUAAAGUAUUUUGGACGGAUAUUGUCAAUGAAGCCAUUUUCAGUGCCAACCGCCUCACGGGCUCGGACAUUAAUUUGAUGGCAGAAAACCUGCUGUCUCCAGAGGACAUCGUCCUUUUCCACAACCUCACGCAGCCGAGAGGGGUGAACUGGUGUGAGAGGACUGCCCUCCGCAACGGUGGCUGCCAGUACCUGUGUCUGCCAGCCCCGCAGAUCAACCCCCACUCGCCCAGGUUCACCUGUGCCUGCCCUGACGGCACACUGCUGGCCAAGGACAUGAGAAGCUGCCUUGCAGAGACUGAACCUGCAGUGACCACCUGGAGGCCCUCCACGGUCAACUCGACAACUGUGGGGCCGAAGCGCACAGCCAGUCCUGAGCUCACCACGGCAGAGUCAGUGACGAUGUCCCAACAAGUCCUGGCUGAUGUUGCCGGCCGAGCGGACGCGGAGAGGCCCCAGGGCGUGGGUGCUCUGUACAUCGUCCUCCCAAUCGCGCUGCUCAUCCUCCUGUGCUUCGGGACCUUCCUCCUCUGGAAGAACUGGCGGCUUAAGAGCAUCAACAGCAUCAACUUUGACAACCCUGUGUACCAGAAGACCACGGAGGACGAGGUCCACAUCUGCCGCAGCCAGGAUGGCUACACCUACCCCGCGAGACAGAUGGUCAGCCUAGAGGAUGACGUGGCGUGAGCUGCUGCCUCGAGUCCCGUCCCUUCCCGGAACCUGCCACUGGUCACUCGCUGGCAGGAAGAACACUUUCUCCCCGGACCCUUGACCUGCCCCAAACCCUUCCUGAGACCUCGGCGCCAAAAGCAGUGCUGGUGGCUGCAGCUCCGGCGCCCGUCUGCCUUGUCUGCCAAAGCUUUGUUUUAUAUAUUUAUUUGUUUGGGAGGCAGAACAGGCUUCCGACAGCGCCCACGGAACGGGUUUGGGUUGCAUUUUUUCUUUCUUUCUUUACGCUGAAAGGAAAAGAGGAGGAAGGCGGACGAGCUGGGGGAUGUUUCCGAGCUUCUCUCCUCCUUGACGUGCUCUUCCCCCGAGGGAAUGAUGGACGGAGGGACAUGGAGCGGGAAAGCUAGUGGCUUUGAACGCACCAGAGCAGUUGCUACCAACAGGGUCCCGGGUAGCUGCUGCUUCACCUGCCCUCUAGCUCGAGCCCCACACUCAGGACUGAACGUGUUUACCUCUGCCUGCCGAGCCUGAUGGGAUGGCCAGAGUUGGCCUUUGCUCUGCCACCCACAGGUCAGGAUCAAACUAGGGUUUUCCAAGCUGGGUUUGCCCUCCCCUUAUGCUGGGGAAGGGCCCCUGGUGAUGGCUGGAUCCAGCCUUCUGGGGGUGGCACCCGCUGAGCCCUAUUCAUUCACCAAAAUCCCGGCCAUCCCCAGGGAAAACCUGAGCCACCCGUCACCCUUAAUAUGUAUUAAGUGCCUGAGACCCCAUUGCCUUGUGCGUGAAGGUAGGUGGCUCCGACCUCUAACUGUGUCCCUCUGUCUGGGUGUGGGUGUCGGGACCCCAGCCCUGCCCCUGGCACUUUUUCAGUUUAGUUGUACACUGUGUAAAGUCGACAGUCUAUUAUUAUUUUGCACUGCUUUCCGUUCUGGUUCUGUUCUGGCUGGAGAGAGUCCAGGUCGGUGAUGGUGCGGACCUGGCCCCUCUCCCAGCACGUAGGGAGACGUGCGUGAGGAGGAAAGGGUCGGCUUGAUCACGACUUCAAAGCCAAGAUCAAGAUCGAGACUAUCUGGCUAGUGUUUCCACUUCUGUGCAGAUGCCCCCGAGCCGUUCAUUUCCCCAAUAAGCUGGUCGUGGUUGGCGGGGGAUCCAUCUGAAACGUGCAUGGCAGGUCCGCCCUGUAGGAUAUGCUCCUGGCUCGGGCAUUAUGCGGGACUUAUUAAACAAGAACGCUUUCUGGAAUUGACACACGUAUCGCAUUUAUGACCACAGAGCCGGGGGGGGGGGGUCAGCCUCCCACGGAGACUCUCUGAGGGGACUGUCUGCUGUACAACCACAGAACACGGCGGCCCUGCAGGAGGCUGUGAAGACCUUUUCUCUUUCUGAAGCAUGUAAAUAGAUCCCCGGGCAGACAAUGGGAGCUUUUUGUUAUGUUUGCACUUUGUAUAUUUGUUGAAACAUUUAUCACUUAUAUGUAUAUAAAAAAAGAUCUAUUUAUUUUUGCAAACCCUGGUUGCUGCAUUGGGGGAAACUGUCUCUGAGACGCCUCGUCUUUCUGUACAAAAAGAUUAUUCGCACGUGCUGUGCGCAACGCUCUUCAGGAGAAUCAGGUCUGUGUUGUAUAUAUGGGUUGCUUUUCCGGGAUGGGUAUUGCUUUUUAAACCACUGUAUAGAAUGUUUUUAUAGCCUGAAUGUCUCACUGUGAUCGAUUAAAUUUCUUAAAGUA